CAUAACAAAUUUUCAAUGUUAUCAAAAUCUGGAAAAUAUUCAAUUAAAAAUGGAAAUAAUUUCUGAAUGAAAUGGAAAUGUGCUGUGUUAAAUGAUUUACAUACAAAAAUAAUUAAAAUAAUGAUAACUACCAAAACAAUUACUGUUCAAUAAAACAAGGACUAUUAAUAAAAAAACAUGUCGGAAAAUGUGGAUGUAGAAUUAUUGGUGAAUUGCACCAUUCUGGCUGUGAAGCGUUUUGAGCUUAUCUCCAUUGUAAAUAUAAGUCUGCUGCACACCCUCAACCGUACGGAUAUUAUUGGUGUUCUAACUGGUAUAAUCGAAAACAAGGAUAAUUUGGAUAGCAUAAAUGAUGCCAAAGACUUUCUUACGGAAUGCCUUUUUCCAUCGCCAACACGUCCCUACGAAUUGCCAUGGGAACAGAAGACCGUUUGGGCCAUCAUCUUUGGCUUUAUGCUGUUUGUGGCCAUUGCCGGCAAUUGCAUUGUCUUGUGGAUAGUAACGGGUCAUCGUAGCAUGAGAACGGCAACAAAUUACUUUCUGUUGAAUCUGAGCAUUGCCGAUUUGCUCAUGUCAUCGCUGAAUUGUAUUUUCAAUUUCAUUUUCAUGUUGAACUCGGACUGGCCAUUUGGCACAAUUUAUUGCACCAUCAAUAAUUUUAUGGCAAAUGUAACGGUGUCGACAUCCGUCUUCACCCUGGUGGCAAUAUCCUUCGAUAGAUACAUAGCCAUUGUGCAUCCACUGAAGCGCCGGACGUCAAGGCGUAAAGUACGCAUAAUAUUGGCAUUAAUAUGGAUUUUAAGCUGUAUCCUGUCGGCGCCCUGUCUCCUCUACUCCAACACAAUGACCAAGAGGUAUUACAAUGGCAAACAGAGAACGGUGUGCUAUAUGCUCUGGCCGGAUGGAAGAUAUCCAACAUCUAUUUUGGAUUAUGUGUACAACAUCAUCAUUCUGGUUAUCACCUAUGGCAUACCGAUGAUUGUAAUGCUAAUCUGUUACACACUAAUGGGCCGUGUUUUAUGGGGCAGCCGGUCCAUUGGCGAGACCACCGAACGUCAAAUGGAAUCGAUGAAAUCGAAACGCAAAGUGGUCCGCAUGUUUAUCGCCAUUGUUUCCAUAUUUGCCAUCUGCUGGCUGCCCUACCACCUGUUCUUCAUCUAUGCCUAUCACAAUAACCAAGUCACGUCAGCGAAAUAUGUCCAGCACAUGUAUUUGGGCUUCUAUUGGCUGGCCAUGUCCAAUGCCAUGGUCAAUCCAAUUAUUUACUAUUGGAUGAAUAAACGAUUUCGAAUGUAUUUCCAAAAAGCCAUUUGCUGCCUUUUCUUCAAUGCUGCUGCAAUACAAAUUCAUUCGCCGCGAAGUCGCAUGACACUGAACAAAAAUAGUUCGAAUAAUCAUGGAUCGAGAAUGAAAAAUGAAAAUAAACCCUAUUGGAAACGCAGCACCAUUGAGACGCAAAUACAGGUGGCCAACUCAUCGUUGCCGGAUCAAAAAAAUUCAGUAGUGAAUCACAUGGGAAAUACAUGUGGCGUGAUGUUACAUCGGAAUAGUAUAUUGGCCACCGAGAAGCUGGCGAAGACCGGUGAAGAGUCGCCGCUUUCAAUCUCCGUGCACAAUGGCCUGGAGAGGAAGAAAUUGAAGAUACGUUAUAUUUCAUGUGAUGAGGACAAUAAUGCUGUAGAAUCGUAAAUCUAAGGACAAAUUAUUUAUUUA
Musca domestica (house fly) is the source of this 1713-nucleotide messenger RNA. It is a transcript of the gene TkR86C, whose product is annotated as tachykinin-like peptides receptor 86C. Gene Ontology annotation, molecular function: neuropeptide Y receptor activity; tachykinin receptor activity. The record is from RefSeq and is a predicted model, not a curated record. The transcript has 8 exons. Gene Ontology annotation, cellular component: plasma membrane. Lineage: Eukaryota; Metazoa; Arthropoda; Insecta; Diptera; Muscidae. The coding region runs from base 178 to 1689 and encodes 503 amino acids. Gene Ontology annotation, biological process: G protein-coupled receptor signaling pathway.